Jaculus jaculus (lesser Egyptian jerboa) is the source of this 1714-nucleotide messenger RNA. RefSeq names its product G/T mismatch-specific thymine DNA glycosylase-like. Gene Ontology annotation, biological process: base-excision repair, AP site formation. Gene Ontology annotation, molecular function: mismatch base pair DNA N-glycosylase activity. Gene Ontology annotation, cellular component: nucleus. Lineage: Eukaryota; Metazoa; Chordata; Mammalia; Rodentia; Dipodidae. The record is from RefSeq and is a predicted model, not a curated record. The coding region runs from base 34 to 1272 and encodes 412 amino acids. The transcript has a single exon.
CGAGGGCCCGGCCGGAGGAGCGGCCCCCGGGCCAUGGAAGCGGAGGGCGCGCGCAGCUAUUCCCUUGAGCAAGCUCAGGAUUUUUAUUCAUUUCCAUUUCAACAAAUGAUGGCGGAAGCUCCUAACAUGGCCGUCACGAAUGAACAGCAAGUGCCAGCAGAAGGUCCUACCCCAGCUCCCGCCCAGGAACCAGCACCAGAGGCUCCAAAACGAAGGAAAAGAAAAGCCAGAACAACAGAACCUCAGGCCCCAGUGGAACCCAAAAAACCGGCUGCAUCAAAAAAAUCUGGCAAGUCUACAAAGUCAAAAGAAAAGCAAGAAAAUCAAGAAAAAAUUACAGACACAUUUAAAGUGAAAAGAAAAGUAGAUCGUUUCAAUGGCGUUUCCGAAGCUGAACUCUUGACCAAGACUCUUCCUGAUAUUUUGACCUUCAAUCUAGAUAUCGUGAUUAUUGGCAUUAACCCAGGACUAAUGGCUGCUUACAAAGGACAUCAUUAUCCUGGACCUGGAAACCAUUUUUGGAAGUGUCUGUUCAUGUCUGGACUGAGUGAGGUGCAGCUGAAUCAUAUGGAUGACCACACCUUACCUGGAAAGUAUGGGAUUGGAUUUACCAACAUGGUGGAAAGGACGACACCAGGCAACAAAGAUCUUUCCAGUAAAGAAUUUCGUGAAGGAGGGCGUAUUCUAGUACAGAAAUUACAGAAAUAUCAACCACGAAUAGCAGUGUUUAAUGGAAAAUGUACUUAUGAAAUUUUUAGUAAAGAAGUUUUUGGAGUAAAAGUUAAGAACUUGGAAUUUGGGCUUCAACCCCAUAAGAUCCCAGACACAGAAACUCUCUGCUAUGUCAUGCCAUCGUCCAGUGCAAGAUGUGCUCAGUUUCCCCGAGCCCAGGACAAAGUCCAUUACUACAUUAAGCUGAAGGACUUGAGGGACCAGUUGAAAGGCAUUGAACGGAACACAGACGUUCAGGAAAUACAAUACACAUUCGACCUGCAGCUUGCCCAAGAGGAUGCCAAGAAGGUGGCUGUCAAGGAAGAGAAGUAUGAUCCAGGCUACGAGGCAGCAUAUGGCGGUGCCUACGGCCAGACCCUGUGCAACAGUGUGCCCGGUGGCCUACCUUCAAACGGGCUGUCUGACAGUGCGGAGUUGAGAGGAGAAUCAGCUUUGAGUGACAUUCCGAAUGGGCAGUGGAUGACCCAGUCGUUUACAGACCAGAUUCCUACCUUUAAUAAUGGUGGCACUCCGGAGCAGGAAGAAGGCAGCCGUGCCUAAGGAUGGUGCUUCUCGGCUCUGCCUCAGUGCUGCAGUUUAAUGCAGUUACCAAGACAUAGACCUCAGUUCACUAACUGAAGUAUUAUUAGUGCUUUACUCUAGCAGUGUAAUACAGUACAGAACAGUUGUGUGGUAGAAUCAACUGUAUGAACCCAAGUAGUUUGGGAUGAAAAAGUAGAGGUUUUAUAUGUGAGUUUUUGUAUUUGAAUAACUAUCAUUCCAGAUUUUUAUAUACUAUAUUUCAUUUAUGAAGAAAUCAGUUUUCUUUGGGGAGUUGCUUUGAUCAGUAAUUUUAAAAUGUAACAGUCUGAACAUUUACAGUUGAUUCUUCACUGUGCAUAACAACCCUAGAUAUGCCAUUAUCCCUUUCACUGCCUAAGAAGGGCAUGCUGAUCAUAAUUAUCAUUGGCAAAGAGGCACAUGUGCUGAUGUCCUAUAUGAA